AUGGAGUUGGAGCAACUGCAGGAUAAGUUAAGUGAGACCCUUGUGCAGUUGAAAAUGGACCAGCUCCAGGAGGUGUGUUUGUAUGCGAAAGUCCCAACUGAAAAUCAGACCAAAAAACACACGCUGAUCCGUUUAAUAAGUGAAGUUGCUGAUAUUGCUAUUGAAACGGAAGAAGAGGAUGUGGCUUGUGAAUUCCUCAACAGACUGAUAGCAAACGCAAAAGCAAUGCAAAAAAAUGAGUCGAUGGUGGUUGAUGAGACGGCUGAAAGAGAUGUUGCUGCCCUUGAAAGCCUGCAAAAACAAUAUGCAGCAUUACAGCUAAGUUUUCAAGCUUCCACUAAGAAAUUAGAAGAAGAAAUGGCAAGGUUGGAAAAGAAGGUGAAAAUUCAGGGACCAUAUCAGCUUCCAGCACAAUUUGCAAAUCCCUUUGCAGCUAACACCCCUGAAGUCACUAUAAGAAGAGAGUUCAAAAUUAAUGGCCAAAUUGGAGAAAGGGGCCAGAGAGAUAAACUUUCCUAUUCAAAUCUGAUGCACCAGAUUGAUAUGGGACUUAAAAGAAACUACAGUGAAGAGGAGAUCAUUGAAGCCGUGGUUAGAUCUAUCAGUCCAGGCUUACCUCUUCGUGAUAUGCUAGAAAUUAAAGCAGAUCUCUCCAUUGCUCACUUGCACACUAUUCUAAGAGGCCAUUACAAAGAAGAUAGCUCCACUGAUCUGUACCAUCGCCUAAUAAACAUUACACAAGAUAGUAGUGAGUCUCCACAAAACUUCCUGUUCCGGGCAAUAGAGUUAAAAGAAAGACUUCUUGCUGCAUCCAGAGAGCCUGGCUCAGAAGAGGACUAUGGCCCAGAACUGAUUCAGAGGAAGUUUCUGAGAGCAGUGGGAACAGGGCUCAUAAGUGAUAAUGUGAAACACCAGCUCAAGAACUUUCUUGAUGAUCCCACAGUAACGGAUAAUGUGCUAAUAGCCAAGACAAAUGAGGCUGCUAGCAUGGAAUGGGAAAGGCAACAGAAGUUCAGGAGGAGCAGCAAAGACCUGAAAGUCAGGGAAGUACGAGCAGAAACACAUCCAGUCCCAAAGACAACAGUUGGAGCUAUUUGGGAACAAGAACAGCCUUCUUCCACUGGGAUGAAAACUAAAGCAAUGAAAACACAGUCAUCUGCCUCUCACACAGAAACUGAGCUUCUGCAGGUUAUCAGAGAACUUAAGGGAAGAAACCAGCUCCUAAAUCUGAUUGGAAAGAAGUGUACCAUUACCUGCCUGCUGGAUGGGGUGGAGACCAAGGCUCUGUGGGAUACUGGAUCACAAGUAUGUCUUAUGAGUGAAAAAUGGAGAAAAAAAAAUAUUCCCCAUGUUGCUAUCAAAAGCCUCGCUGAAAUUAUUGGGCCUAGAAUAUUAGAUGGGAGGGCAGUGAACAAGACACCAAUUCCUUUUAAUGGGUGGGUUGAGGUCAAGUUCAAAUUGCCAUCUGCUAGUCACACACAUCUUGAGCUCUUGGUGCCAGUUCUGAUUGCUGAAGAGGAUGGGGUGGGUGAAGAACCGAUCAUUGGGUUUAAUGUAAUAGAACACCUGUUAAACAUUGGUGUAGACCCGCCACCCCUUAUCACAGAGGCUGUCAGUGCAGCAUUCUCCAUUGAAUGUAAAAAAGCAGAAGUACUUCUGAAAGUAAUGGGAAAUGCCAAUGCUUUACAGAACACAGGCACGGUGAAAGCAAGUAGGGAGAACAUCAUUCCAGCUGGCCAGACAAAGAUGGUAAAAUGUGGUGCACGAGCAGGCCCACUCGCAGAUCAGCAGGGAGUCCUGUUUGAACCCCUGUUACCAUCACAACUCCCAGAGGGGUUAAGAGUCAAAGAAGGAAUAGUGUGUCUUCAGCAGGGUCCCUGGUCCCGUCUCAAAAUCCCAGUCAACAAUGAUACUGCCCAUGACAUUGUUUUACCCUCUAAAAGCAUAAUAGGGCAAGUCCAAUUAGUUAAGACCAUGUAUGCCGCACAGACAGAGUCAGCCCAAAUACCACAAAAAGACAUGCCCACUCCCAGUUGUGAACCUGGGAAUCCAACAGAAUCAGAAAGGACGGGAAAGGGAGAGGAGACCCAAGGGGGAGUUGAAAAUGAUGGUAGCUGGGAUCCACCCGUUCCCAUUAGUCACCUGUCCCCAGCACAACAACAACUGGUGAAACGACUGCUAAGAGAGGAGUGUGCAGCGUUCUCCCGGGAUGAUUAUGAUGUUGGAACGAUCCCGUCACUGGAGCUCAAAAUCAGACUACAGGAUCCAACACCUGUCACAAGGACAUAUGUAUCGGUCCCCAGACCUCUCCACAAUGAGGUGAAAGAAUAUCUGGAAGACUUGUUAAACAGAGGUUGGAUAACAAAGUCCAAAUCCAACUAUUCAAGCCCUAUAGUCUGUGUACGUAAAAGGGACGGUAGCCUCAGACUGUGCUGUGAUUACAGAGAGUUAAAUAAGAAGUCUCUUCCCGACCGUCAUCCUAUUCCCCGCAUUCAAGACAUACUGAACAGCCUGAUGGGAAGUUCCUGGUUUUCUGUUCUGGACCAGGGAAAAGCCUAUCACCAAGGGUUUCUGGAAGAAUCAAGCCGUCCACUCACUGCAUUUAUUACGCCCUGGGGUCUCUAUGAAUGGGUCAGAAUACCUUUUGGAUUAUCAUCAGCACCAGCAGAGUUCCAGAGAGCCAUGGAAGAGUGUCUGGCAGGACUGCGGGAUGAGGUAUGUUUGCCUUACCUGGAUGACAAUUUAGUGCACUCCAAAACAUUUGAAGACCACUUAAAGCAUCUGAGAAAGGUAUUGCAGUGUUACCAGAAAACAGGAGUCAAGCUGACCCCAGGAAAAUGUGACAUUUUUAAGAAUCAAGUAAGAUUCCUUGGAAAACUGGUAACAAAAGAUGGUUACACGAUGGAUCCUGCAGACACUUAUCCGGUGCAGGCUUUGAGACAGAGAAAUCCCUCCACGGUGGGAGAGCUAAGAAAAUUAAUGGGAUUUGUUUCCUACUAUCGCAGUUACAUACCAAACUUCUCCCGCAUUGCUAAGCCCCUUUACGAUCUUCUCUCGGGAGGCCCUGAGGAAGGAGAGAAAUACAAAAAGAAAAAAACAGGAGGAUUGAAACAAAAUAAGAAGAGUGGAGGACAGUUAUCCUCAUCUCAACCAAUCAAUUGGUCAGCAAAACAUCAGGAGGUGCUCUGCCAGUUAUUGGAUUUUCUGUUAAAACCACCGAUAUUGGGAUAUCCAGAUUUCGAACAGCCCUUUAUCCUACACUGUGAUGCUUCACAGGAGGGACUUGGUGCUGUACUUUACCAGAGGCAGCAGGACACAUUGGCUGUGAUAGCAUAUGGAUCCAGGACACUGACUGCCCCAGAGAAAAACUACCACCUUCAUUCGGGGAAACUGGAAUUCCUGGCCUUGAAAUGGGCCAUAUGUGAGAGGUUUAGGGAUUACCUCUAUUAUGCCCCCCCAUUUACAGUUUACACAGACAACAACCCUCUUACAUAUGUGCUUUCCACUGCUAAACUGAAUGCUACCACUCAUCGAUGGGUCGCUGAACUAGCUGAUUUCCAGUUCUCUAUAAAGUACCGACCCGGCAAAGUAAAUGGAGAUGCAGAUGGUCUUUCUCGAAUGUCGCUCAGUAUGGAGGAGUACAUGCAGACCUGCACACAGACGUUGCAACCCGAGGUGAUGAACAGUGUUAUCCAGGCAGUUGCUGCUCAGUGCCAGGAUUCUGCACCCUGGCUUUUCCCAGCAGUGAUUAACCAACUGAUUACAGAAGAAGAUAAGGCAGUGGCGACAUCAGUAAGUCAGAUCAGUAAAGAAGCGUUUAGACAGGCACAACAAGAUGAUCCGGUGAUUGGUGAGGUAUUGCAAUGGGUAACUACAAAGGAAAUGCCAAAAAGUUGGAGACACAAGGGUAGUGGGGGGAUAACCGCUCUGAUGAGACAAAAACACAGACUGUAUGUGGAUAAGGAUGGACUACUUCAUCGCAAGACAGCCAACUGUUCACAGCUUCUCCUCCCAAAGAAAUAUCAUCCACUUAUUUUUAAGGAACUCCAUGAGGAGAUGGGUCAUCUUGGAGUCGAGAGAGUGUUAAACCUGAUCAGGAACCGUUUCUAUUGGCCUCAUAUGCAGGGUGAUGUUGAACACUAUGUCAACCGUGUCUGCAGUUGUUUGAAAAGGAAGCGGCCUAACAAACCACCUCGAGCUCCCCUCACCAACAUCAUCACUACAUACCCUUUCGAGUUAGUCUCCAUUGACUUCUUACAUUUAGAGAAAUGCAGUGGAGGGUAUGAGUACAUCCUGGUGGUGAUGGACCAUUUCACCAGGUUCGCCCAGGCUUACCCCUGCAGAAACAAAGCUGCCAAAACAGCAGCAGAAAAGAUAUUUGGGGAUUUUGUGUUGAGGUUUGGUUUCCCCACAAGGCUUCAUCAUGAUCAGGGGAGGGAGUUUGAAAAUAAGCUAUUUUCAACACUGGAGAAGUACAGCGGGGUCAGGGGGUCACGGACAACACCGUACCACCCUCAGGGAAAUGGCCAGGUGGAGAGGUUCAAUAGGACACUGCUGGCUAUGCUGAGAAAUCUGCCAGAGAUUGAAAAAGCAGAUUGGAAAUCUUCUCUAGCAAAAGUGGUCCACGCAUACAACUGCACCCGUAGUGAAGCCACUGGGUAUGCUCCCUAUUUCCUCUUGUUUGGUCGCCAACCCAGACUCCCUAUUGACCUCAUGUUCGGCCUCAGCGCGGGGGACCAGAGCUCAUCCCACCAAGAUUAUGCAGGAAAAUGGAGAGUCAGAAUGAGUGAAGCUUAUCAACUGGCAUCCAGCACAGCCAGUAAGCAGGCAAUGAGAGGGAAAGCUCUUUAUGACCGAAAGAUACAUGGAGCAGAGCUGUAUCCAGGAUGCAGAGUACUGGUACGCAAUCUGAAUGAAAAAGGAGGACCAGGGAAGUUGAGAGCAUUCUGGGAAGAGCAGGUGUAUGUUGUCAAAGAGAGGAAACAUGACAGCCCAGUAUAUGAAAUCCAACCAGAAAGCGGGAAGGGGCGAGUUAGGGUUAUCCACAGAAACCUACUGCUGCCGUGUGAUUUCCUUUCAGCUGGAGACUUAGAAAUUCCCACUCAACCAAAGAAAAAAAAGAAAAAAGAAGAGACAACGAAACGCCUGGAGACAGUUCUGAGGAUGAGGGAGAUUGGGAAGCGAUCAUCAGCCCAUGUCAGCAGAAUCAUGACAUGGAGUCCAAUCAUCAUACUGAGAGUCCGCUUAGAGCAGAGGCACCAGAGUUCUGCCCAAAUGUUGGGGACAUGCAAAGAAACUGGACUGAGGAUGAUGUUGGGACAGGAUCACAACCAACGCUGGGAGGAGACGAACAUGCAUUACUGGAUGGCAAUGUCCAGUCAGGGACCGUGGAAAGCGAGGAGCUACCUUGCAUUUCAAGCUCAAAUGAUGAUGAAGAUGCUGACACAUCACUUUACAGGAGAAGAGAUUGCAGAUAUUGACGCUACAGGCGAAUCAAGUGGUGGAUAG
Nothobranchius furzeri (turquoise killifish) is the source of this 5508-nucleotide messenger RNA. The record is from RefSeq and is a predicted model, not a curated record. NCBI's taxonomy places the organism in Eukaryota, Metazoa, Chordata, Actinopteri, Cyprinodontiformes, Nothobranchiidae.